Molecule: messenger RNA, 5561 nt
Organism: Zootermopsis nevadensis
Lineage: Eukaryota; Metazoa; Arthropoda; Insecta; Blattodea; Termopsidae
Gene: wde
Product: Fibronectin-III type domain-containing protein windei
Biological process (GO): regulation of DNA-templated transcription
Cellular component (GO): nucleus; transcription regulator complex
Molecular function (GO): protein binding; transcription coregulator activity
Source: RefSeq, a predicted model, not a curated record
CCAGCACAGUUGUGUGGAUGGCCGAAAUGCCGUUAGGUUUGGGUCCUGCAACGUGGCAACAGUGGGCAAACCGUCUCGCCCGCUGAUCGGUAGAUGGAACAUUUCCCGAGGGUCGACGUUUAGGAGUCAGCGUUAUGAAGCAGAGUCGUCCACACAUGGUUCGUCGUAAAGGUUUUUGUAGUUCAACUUGCAGACGUCGAAUGGUUUCAAUUAUGUCCAAGUUGAUCUACUCAAAAGGUAUGAGAGAUCACAAGUUGUCAUUGGAAUAACAUGCAAUUGAUAACUGCUGUGGAUGUAAUUGAACCAGUAGUAGAGGGUGUUUUUAUUAAAGACCUUCCACAACAAGUUCCCCAAUUAAGCACACAUCAACUUCAGUCCAAGAUUGAUUGUAGUAACAGAAUGGUGAAGGAAACUAAAGGUGGUGAAUGUGCCCCAGCUUUGCCAUCAAAUGAUCACCCAAAUAGACACAUUAAAAAACCAGAAACAUUAAAUGGUGCACCACAAACAUCAAGUCCUAUUAAAAAAAUAUUUGAAAUGAGUAAGUCUAUGUCAUUUGACAUGACUGUAAAGAAAGUGACUAUACCUCCUCAGUGGGAGAAACUGAGUUUGAAUUCUACUGAAGAACAUACUGAACUUACGAGCACAGUGUCUACCAAUGGAAUUUCACAUGAGUUGGUGUGUGAUGAAAAGAAUACUGCCCAGGUACCUGAAGAUGGUGAAGUACAAAGGACCAGUAGAGAGUCUGUGGGCUUAGAUUUUGUUGAAGACGGUGAACAGUUUGGUUUGAGUGAUUCUGAAGUUAAUAAGUUGUUAGAAGAUGUAGAUGAUAAAGAAAAUCCAGAAACAUCAAAUACUGAGUCAGGUGUAAGAGAGAAAAGCAGAAUUGAGCAUUCAGACUCUGACAUGUGCAAUGAAACCAUUACUGCAGCAGGUGAUGAAGAUAUGUGUGAAAAUUCAAGCAUUUUAUCAGAUGUAGUUUUAUCACAUAGUGCUAAAGCUGUAAAUGUUAAAUCGAGUAAUUCAGUAGUUGAUGGAAAUGGCUUUUGCAACUCAGAACACUUGAAAAAUGUUAAAGUUUUGAAGCAAAGAAAUGAUACCAAAGUUUUGAAGACAACUGAUAAAGUUAAUGAUGCAGUUGAAGAGAAAACUGUUGAUAAUUUUGUUGAUUCUGAAAGAGAAGUGCAUAUUAAAUUUGUAGAAGAAAAUAAACCAUAUGGCACAGAAAUAUCCAGUGACGUAUCUAGUCACAAUUCUAGUCCUGUGGAACGUGAGAAUGAGAAAAGAAGUGUUAUGUCUCCAAAGUCAGGAGUGUCUCACCCCCAUCCCUGUAGUGACACAUCAGGAGAAAAAGAAUUUCAUUGUCAUCUGCUUCAAGGCGUAGGUGAUGAGGAAUCGCAAGGUGGCGAGACUGGACGAAGGAAAAUAUUGGAUGGUUUAGAAUUGCUGCAGUGUGGAUCAAUGGAACCAAGCGAAAAGUUGUCUGAUGUAGAGAUGCAGAAUGAUUAUACUGAAAACCUGCCUGAAGUGGGAUUGCAGAAUUGUCAUAAUGAACACAACGUCAACUCUAGCGAUACUGAUGUGCAGGAUUGUUCUGGUGAGAAGUCAUUUGGUUUGUAUAAUGACACGGUUCAUUCAGAUAGGAAGUUGACUGCUGUAGAGGUACAAGAUGAUCAGGCCAAACUAGAUGGGUUGUCAUCUGUUAUGGAUGAUGAUGUAGGUACAUGUGACAUGGAUUACCAGGCUGGUCAUGAUAUUAAAGAUGAUAAGCCAGAUAUGAAACUGGCCAACUUAAAAGACCUUGAAACAGAGGGGGAUGAGAAAUUGUGUCUUUUGAAAAAAGAGUCUUCUGAAGCGGAAAUUCACGUAAAUGUUAUCAGUAUACACGCGAGAGAGAGCAACAAAUUGCAAGCAGUUUCCAACGAUAUUAGGAGAACUGACAGAGCAAUAAAUGAAGACAUUGUGCUGAGAACUGAGAACAGCCAUGAGCAAAGUCGCAUUGUUUCUAGUGAAAAAGAUACGUCAUUAGUUGAACCUGAGCAUGCUGUGUAUACUGGAGAAGCUGAUAGGUUUGUGCGGAAACGGACUUCAGCUUUGGACAGUGAUGAUGGCGUGAGACAAGCCAAAAGGACGAGAGUUGAAAAUUGUAAAAGUGAAAAUUUGGAAAGUGCUUCAGAGUGUGAUAAAAAGGGUGGGAAUGUAUUUGGAAAUAGAAAGGAUGAAGAAAAGAAUAAGGCCACAAGAUUUCAAAGACAGGAGGCAGUUAGUGAAAAUAGAGAAAAAACUAGUGUUGCGGACAAAGAAAGCAGUGGAAUGGUUAAAGAUAGUGAGACAGAUAAAGACUUUGCUGAAGUGAACAGAGAAGGUGGUGAGAGGGUCAAAGAAGAGAGUGAAAGGAACAGUGAAGUUAGUGAGUUAUACAAUCAGGGUAGUGAAGCAGACAAAAAGGGUAGUGAAAAGGGCAAAGAAAUGAAUGAUGUUGUAAAUGAUAAUGCCAACAGAGACACAGCAGAAGGGGGCGACACCAAGAAUUCUAGUUCCAAACGUGUUUAUGAACCAGUCAGCAUAAUUGAAGUCAAGAAAGUCCACAUCUCCCCUGAUAUGGGAAAACAGCUAAAACUGGUGGAUGGUAAAAACAGCACUGCUGAGAUGCCACAAAAUGAAGGUGAAGAUAAGCAAGAACGUGUAAAAUCUGCACUUCCUACACAGAAUAAAUCAAACGUGGACCUAGCAAUUGAACGUGUUGCCACUGGGGUAACAGAAGAACCUGAAAAUCCUGAACCACCAGAGCAAACUCAAAAAUUAAACCCCAUGCCUUUCAUGCGAGACCUCCAUGUGAACUUGAUUAAGAAGCUUUCCAGAAAUGAAUUGGAGGAGUUUGUGGUGCAGAAGUUAUGUGAGUCUGUGACUGAUCGUUGCACUUUGGGCGAUUUGCGGCAGAAGUGUCAGUCAUUGGAACAGUUGGUUGACCAGUGGCGCAAGAAGGCUCAGCAGCUACAGAAACAGAAUAGGGAUAUGGAUGUGGUCAUGAAGAGGUGUAUCAGUGAUGUUCGUGCGAAGAAAGAACGGCCGAUUCCAGUUAAAAUAACUCGAUCUGUUGGACUUCAGGUGCACAUGGGACCACCGGGUCCAGGUAUGCUGAGAAAUCGCACGCUGGGCAGCAACAAUCUGAGUAAUCCAGGCCAGGUGAGGCGGAGAGUCAGUAAUAGGGUGUCGCCUCCUCCAGUGGCAGUGCCAAUGCAGCAACAACAACAGAAACAACUACAGCAACAACGACAGGCACAAUCAGCUGUGAGAACAACCUCUACAAAUCCAUUGACAGUGCAGAAGGUUGUAACUCCAGGGUUUACUAAGCUUGCUUCCACACCUACAGCGGCUCCUCAUGUACCUAUCACAACGCUUGUUGGCCCUAUACCAGCUUCACUCAAAAUGAACAUAGUAGCAAGACCUGCUGUCACCACUACCACAACUGCCACCAUCAGUACUGGCUCAGUGACCAGCACUAUUAACACAGUGAACAACAUUGUUGUAAAUACUAGCAACAAUUUGAGGGUUGCUACAGCAUCUCAGCUGAACAACAGGCAGCAGCCAAAUCCAACUGUAUUUGCACCAAAUAAACCUAAUUCUGACCUUAAGGUCAUUGAUCUUACAGAUGAGGAGGACAGGGCUAAGACCACGGGAAUUGUAUGUCCAGUGAUUGCUACUCCAGCUUCAAUUACUACCAAUCUGAUUCCAUCGAGUACUGUUACAACAGCAGUUUCCAUCAGUAAUAAUCCAGGGAUUCAGACUGGCAGCAUUCGGGUUGUGCAGCCGCACCAACUCACUGGUACAACAGCCACUACAAUCCUUGCCCCUUCUACACCAACGCCUCCCACUUCACGGGUGACUUACUUUGUCCCUACAAGUGGAGGAACAGUACAGCAGCGACAGGUGCUCAUUGCAAGUUCUCCAUCACCAGUUCGUCCAGGCAUUAUGAGUGUUCCCAAUCGACCGAACCAACUGCCCACAUUACUAUUUAAAAAUGGAACUGUAGUUCCCAUCCAACAAGCAUCAGGAACAGCUCCUGUUAAUACCACCGCCAUUCUGCGGCCUGGCCCUCCAGUGCAGGCCAGCCAGUUGCAGCAGGUAUUAAAUCCCACAAGGCCUGGUCAGCAGAUCCGUGUGGCUCCAAGUCUUGUCACAACUGUAGGACGGAUGACUGCACCUGCUCUUGCCAAUGUCAGUUCUCUUCUUGGGAAUAAGCAUCCAGCACCACUUCCAAGCACUCCAGCAUAUCAGCCUAGCAAUAUCAACUGGAAGUUUGUACCACCCAAACCAGAACUCAAAAUAUCUAAAGUUGCCAACAAACACCAACAAGGCAUUGUGCUGUCGUGGAACCUGCAGCUGACCUCAGAGUAUGAAGAUAUAGCCAGUUACCAGCUGUAUGCUUACCAAGAGGGUUCUGCCCAGCCAAGCACUACACUGUGGAAAAAAGUUGGUGAUGUGAAAGCUCUGCCGCUGCCUAUGGCUUGCACAUUAACACAGUUCAUGGAAGGGCAUAAAUACCACUUUGCUGUCCGUGCAGUUGAUGUACACACAAGAGUUGGCCCAUUCAGCUCCCCAGGCAACAUUGUACUUACCCGUAAAUAAAACUUUGAGGUGAACUGAACAUUAGAAACUUGUUUUACAAUGAAGACGAGUAGGAAUAUUGUUGCUAUACCAGUUGUGCCAAGCUUUGUUUAAAGAUUAUUAUAAAGCCACGUCAUAAGUGUGACUCCAAUGAAACGUGGAUGUUGACUUCUGUGAAGGACGAGAGUGUAUAGCAACUCAUUUCAGCAAAAGGUGAGGUUGUGUAAAUAAUAAAUAUAAAAAUGAAAAAUAGUUUGGUCCUCCUCUUCCUGGGAUAUGUAUAGUGUAAUUUUUGCAUGGAUCCAUUGGUCCUGAGCAAAUAUUUCUUUGUACAUACUUCUGCUUAUGUAUGAUGUACAGUUUGCAGCUGUAAUCUUGAAACUUGUAAGGUAUGCAGGAAGUUGGAUGGGGUAAAGGCAGCAUGGAUCAGCAUCUAUUACCUAAGCAAAAAACAUUUACUACUUGCUCUACAGUGGUACUACACAAGCACACUUGCUAGUGGCUAAUAUGUUCUAAACUGAUGCUAUGCUACACAGCAAAUAUGGGCCCUCCUUACUUCCUCCACCACCCCACAAGUUUGAAGAUUAUAGUCGUGAAUGGUAGAUCCCAAGCCGUUGUGAAAAGUGAUGAAGACAAUUAUAGUAGUUCCAGUUCUGCUGGUUUCUAAAUUAUCAGUAAACCUGCAAUGUGCAUUGUACAGCUAAAAAUUUGGUUAUUGGUAUGUCUUGACAAUUUGAUUGUUGAAUUUUUAGUGAAAUUUAUGUAAUGCUGAACCUCUUGUUAUUCUGUGAAUUGUGAUUGAGUAGUGGAAUGUUUUUCCUUGCUCAGCUUAAAUUUUUCUCUGCAGAUGAUGGAAGAGAAUGAAAAUCAUAGCUCAGGUUGUAAUUGGUAAUUGUAGUGUGUUUUUGAAUCUUUUUUGCUGUUGUAAUAAACAGAAACUUGAGAUGUGUUGUUAA